CGCAUUUUAUACAAGUUCCAGCUUUCUUGUUCUAUCAACAUGGUACCAUAAUUUCUCUCUCUCACGUCCCAGAAGUUUAUCUCAUCUUUAAACAUCGACAGAGUGAACUGAUUUUUCUGAAUAUCGCAUCUACUAAUGGCUGAGACGGUUACUGAAAUGGUACUAAAGGUUGAUCUCCAAUGUACUUCCUGCUACAAGAAAAUCAAAAAAAUUCUUUGCAAAUUCCCUGAAAUUAGAGGGCAGACUUAUGAUGUCAAGCAAAAUACAGUCACAAUCAGUGUAGUAUGCUGCAGCCCAGAAAAAUUUCGGGACAAAUUGUGCUGCAAAGGUGGAAAAGUUAUCCAGUGUAUUGUGUAUUGUAAUAAUACCGCCCCCGCCCCCGCCCAAGUGCACGCCAAAGACUUGCUGUGGACCAUGUUCUUUUGGCUACCCAGUUCCGCCGCCGUGUUACGCCGGUCAUUAUUGUUACGGCUAUGGGUGUAGCUGUAGGAGGGGUUGAUGCAAGAUUAUGUAAUAAGUAAUUUAUGAUAUAUAUAUUUUUACCGUGUCUGAGUUUGAGGUAUUGGACCGUGAUGUAAUAAUGGAGUUUUCAUGGGACAUAAAAAUAAAACCCAGAUGGCGAUUGAUUUGUUGGGAUUACUUAGGUGUCUUGAUACUAUGUAUAUGGAUUACAUGCUAUGUGGGUCAUCAAACUUUGAGAACAUGGCAUUCACGUCACUCACUUGUCUUCAAUUUAAUGUAAUCGGUUUACUCAA
This is a messenger RNA of Olea europaea var. sylvestris, 755 nucleotides long. RefSeq names its product protein PYRICULARIA ORYZAE RESISTANCE 21-like. Gene Ontology annotation, molecular function: metal ion binding. The record is from RefSeq and is a predicted model, not a curated record. The coding region runs from base 136 to 483 and encodes 115 amino acids. NCBI's taxonomy places the organism in Eukaryota, Viridiplantae, Streptophyta, Magnoliopsida, Lamiales, Oleaceae. The transcript has 3 exons.